Pygoscelis adeliae (Adelie penguin) is the source of this 1008-nucleotide messenger RNA. Its product is annotated as olfactory receptor 1M1-like. Gene Ontology annotation, biological process: G protein-coupled receptor signaling pathway. Gene Ontology annotation, molecular function: olfactory receptor activity. The transcript has a single exon. Lineage: Eukaryota; Metazoa; Chordata; Aves; Sphenisciformes; Spheniscidae. The record is from RefSeq and is a predicted model, not a curated record. Gene Ontology annotation, cellular component: membrane. The coding region runs from base 1 to 1008 and encodes 335 amino acids.
AUGGUUGGGAAUGUCCUCAUCAUUGUGCUGGUGGUCAUAGACCCGCAUGUCCAUACAGCCAUGUACUUCUUCCUGGUGAAUCUAUCCAGCCUAGAGACCUGCUACAGCUCCACCAUCCUGCCCAGGCUGCUAGCCAGCUUCCUGACUGGAGACAGGACCAUCUCUGGGCAGGGAUGUAUGGCACAGUUUUUCUUCUUCGGCACUUUUGCAACUUCUGAGAGUUACCUGCUGGCUACCAUGUCCUAUGAUCGGUAUCCGGCCACGUGUCAACCUCUGCUUUAUGCAAGCCUCAUGAACUGGAAAGUAUGUCUCCAACUGGUGGCUGGAUCAUGGGUUGUGGAACUGCUAAUUUCUACAGGUAUCAUAUCUUUCAUAUGUCGCCAAACGUUCUGUGGCCCCAGUGCAAUUGACCAUUUCUUCUGUGAAGAAGCUCCAUUGCUAGAACUCUCCUGCACUGACAUUACGAUGAUCAGAAUUCUUAUUAUUAUAUUAUCUUUCCUGGACGUAGUUUUCCCAUUUCUGUUCACUUUGGCAUCUUAUGUCUGCAUGAUAGCUGCCAUCCUGAGGAUCCCAUCCAGCAUGGGGAGGCACAAGGCCUUUUCCACCUGCUUCUCUCACCUCCCUAUGGUCAUUGUUUUCUGUGAGACCCUCAUCAUUCUCUACAUGCUGCCCAGAACAGCACCACUGAGACAGCUCAACAAAAUGUUCUCCUUUUCUUACUCAGUCCUCAGACCUCUCACCAGUCCACUCAUCUACAGUCUGAGGAACAGAGGCAUCAAGGGGGCACUGGGGAGGGUGCUCAGGAGGGUGCUGCCUGCACUGGCAGCUCCAACCAGGUGUGGAUUUCAGAGCACAAAUCUGGUUCUCCUGCAAAGUGACGAAAGGAACAUAGGAAGGAAUGUGCUCCAUCUCAAGAGUACCUCUGCAAAUGUCUGGCUUUCACCUAGGAUGUGCAAUGGCAAGAGGCAGAGGGAGAAGAGGGCCUUAGGGAAACACAUGCCCAGCUGA